UUGGAUGUGAUUUUAAGUGUAAAUUAUUUCCUUGUAGACACCAUUCUCAUGAAUUGUCAUCAAUAUGAACUUGAAAUACAGUUAUAUUUUGAGUGUUCUUGCUGUUCUUUGUCUGGAUCCAGUUUAUUCGAGGUGGAGGGGACAUACCACCACCAGGAGAUACAGUUACUGGUUAAGAAGUUAUAAUUGCUACAUAGGAGUAUGGCCAGGAUGGUAUUGGUCAAGCUGCUGGGCUUCUAGAUGGGACUAUUACAUUGCCUAUGGAUAUAAAGAGUCUUGUAGCAUUGGAUGGACGCAUACUGGCAAUGAAAACUGUAAUAUACCUAUAUGUUCACCUGGGUGCAGGAAUGGUGGAACUUGUGUUCAGCCAAAUAAAUGCAGUUGUCCGUCGGCAUACACAGGGGAUAUUUGUGCCGGAGUGUCAGCAUGUUCGUAUCGGAAACCUUGUUAUCCUGGGCGUUGUUCUGGUAAUACAUGUGACUGCUCGUAUGGAUUUGGUGGAGGGAGUUGCUUAACUUUGCAAAGCGAUGAUUUCUUGCCAACUAUAGAGAAGAUCAAUAGCACAUUUGCAUAUCAUAGCGAAACGUUAAAUACAGAUGAAUACAGUUAUAAGAGUGAUGCCACUAACAUGAAAACGCCUGACAUAACCUGGACAAACCAAGGGAAAUUUAAUAAGCUGGAAUUUCAUUUGAAAGCCUCAAUAGACGAUACAUAUGUCUUUUCCCGUAACCCAAGUCGACCAAGUUACAUCAGCGCAGUAAAAUUUGGAAUCGUUUCUGCCACUGCAACUGUUAUCCACUUGAAACUGAAUAAUGGAGGUCUUGGUGAGGCACAACGUACAAAUCUUACGUGCCCGAAUCUUUCUAGUAGAACACCAAAAACCGAUUUAUCAUGUGAUUUGAAUACCAGAUAUAUUAUACAGUUUGACUCCGGGGACAGGUACAAAAUACAUUUUUCUAUAAGUACUGGUGGAUACAGACAAUUAACAAAUGGUGCGGUAGAUGAGUAUACUGUCGUAAAGACAGAAAACUCGAUGGAACUACAUUUUGAUUACGACGUUCCAAUUCAUUGUUAUGAAGAUUCUAGCUGUACUUCGCAGGAAGAUGCAUUCACUUUACGUGAAGAUGUUACAAAGGGUGCACUGAAUGUCCAAGCGUCUGGAUGGAAAGACACCUUAUCAGGAAUAUCGAGAUAUGUAUUGGAAUUUUGGAAAAUGGAGUAUAGUUACGACCAUAAAGGAUUGAGGGAACCUCUCAUCAAUACGACAUUUAAUCCAGUGCCUUUGUUUAUACAAGAAGUGAAUGCCAGCAACACAAUUUCCUUUCCGACCUAUGAACCCAAUGAACCUGGUGUGUACUCCGCGAUAUUAGAAGUAAAUGACAAAGCGAACAAUUCUAUAUAUGCACGACAAGUAGCAAUAUAUGAUAAAACGUCUAACAUAUCAACUAGCUCUGACCAUGCGAUUAAUGUUACCACUGCGUCCGAACUGUCAAAUUUUACAUGGCAAACCAGUCAGUUAUCGAGAAUUGAUGUGACAUGGUCUGGCCAUUUCGUGAAUAAAGUUCACGAGAAGGGAUUUUUCCUUGAAAAAAUACUUGACUACGAUCCACGUCUGGAUGAUGGAAGUGUAGGAAGGCGGCAUGACUACAAAAAAAUACUUCCUGGAUUUGAUGAUCAAACAGGUAAAAGAAAAAAAGCUGCAAUACCAAAUAUGAAAUCCAUCAUUCGUUUUGAAACUAUUGGUAUCCUUGGUGUUCUUACGUCUGUAGUUCCAAACACUGGUUGGGAAGAUGUUGUACCUUUAAGUGACAAUAAAAGAUUCAUGCCUAUUGACAUUCGCGAUGGAGAUUCGUAUCAAAUUUGGAUUCGUGCACAUGAUAUAAUGGGCAAUAGUAAAGUUGAUUCUACUGCGGUGCAUUUCGACAGAAGUGAACCUUCGGUUCCUGUAGUUAAAAAUUUAGAAUUUAACAUUGGAGAUGGAGCAUACCCAUUCUCUAGCAGAGUGCGGGUUUCAGCAAGAGAUAACCACAGUGGGGUUAGAAAAGUAUCAUUCAGAUUUAUUGUAAAUGGAACUCGGAUCGAGAAGGCAAAAAAAGAUUUCUUUAUUGAAAAACAGUCUAAAGAAACAUGCGAUCUCAUUCCAAGUGAUUGCUACUGCGUUAAAAUGGGUGACUGCUUCCUGAUAGACACGGUUUUGGAUAUAAACAACUGCUGGUUAAAGGUUCCAAUUCACCAAGUAGCCAACUUUGUUCUUUUGUUGGAAGUAACAGUGUACAACUCAGCCAUGUUAUCGUCUACAAACUACACAACCAUCGGAACGGUUAAACACUUGCAAGGUAUACAAGAAUACUAUAGCCCAUCUAAUAUUACCGUGGUAUCAACAUCUUCCUCAAGUGUCAGCAUUAAGUGGAUUCAAGCAAAAACGUGUUAUGAACGAGCUGGAAUAGUCAUCGUGUUAUACAGACCUGACAACACAACAAAAGAGUAUCCAGUGGACAAAGAUGCUACAACCUUUCAUCUCUCAGGAUUAUCAUCUGUGACCUCGUAUUGGUUUCUGAUGUACACAAAGUAUGGAAACGACACAACUGUUGUAACCAGUGCAAGUCCUGCUAAGUUUGCAUUUUCAACACAAGAGAAAGUAACAGGUUUCCCAACAUCUGGAAUAGCAGGAAUAUCAGCAGGUUUUAUUAUACUUCUAAUAGUUGUUAUUAUUGUCUUGGUAUUACUUGGAAGGACUGGACGAUUGCAACCAGCCAAACAACGUGUUACAGCCGGAAUACGUACAGUUAGAAAUACAAUUCGAGUGCGACCAACAACGAAUUCUUUCAAUAAUCGGGCCAUCGCUUCGAAGGAGGACGACGAUAUCUACUUUUACGGUGGCAUGGAGAUGAAGGAAAACAAUAUGAAAAUAUCGCGCAAAGAUAUAUCACUUGAAUCUGAAUUGGCUCGCGGAAGAUUUGCUGUGAUUUUCCUGGCAAAGUAUUACAAUAAAAGCGAAUGUCAUGAAGUUGUUGCUAAAACACUCAAAGAUGACCAGAGCGAAGAUGCCAUUAUGAAAAUGAAAGCGAAAAUAAAUUUCUAUACUAAGAAAGUUGGUCGUCAAAAAAAUGUAUUGGACUUCAUUGGCAGUGUUGAGGAUGAAGUUCGCGGACCAAUGAUGAUUCUUGAGUAUUGUUCGAAGGGGGUUCUAAAGCAAUUUCUAGAAGCAAUUAGGUCAAACAUUUCCAAUGACAUUGAAGAAAAACUGUUUAGAAUGGUAUUUGGAAUAUGCCAAGGAAUGGACUUUUUAGCAUCAAAGCAAGUUGUUCACAGACGUUUGGCUGCAAGAAACAUAUUACUGAAUAGCAUACUAGAACCAAAGAUCACAGGAUUUGGCCCAGAUCCAAGUUAUGACGAAGGAGAGGACAACCCUGGGAAUGAACGAAUUCCUAUCAAGUGGGUGGCUCCAGAAUGUAUGAAGUCAACACAAAAUGCCAAUGAGCUGAGCGACGUUUGGUCUUUCGGGAUUGUCAUGUGGGAAAUAUUCUCACUAGGUGAAACACCGUACCCCAGAUUGCAAAGCAGAGAAGUCCCUGGUAGAAUAAAAAAAGGCUAUAAGAUGGCGAAACCAGAACUUUGUGAUGAUGCAUUCUAUGAAGUAAUGCUGAAAUGUUGGCACUAUGAUCCUCGGAAACGAUCAGGUUUUGAACAACUGAAGGAACAAAUGAAUACCAUGUUUACCGAGGCUCCUGGGGAUGAUUAUUACUACAGAACAAACGAUCUAUAAUUGUCAAUCUGAAAUUUGAUGUGCUAAAAAACUGCCAUUUCUAUGUAAAUUUCAAAAGAUUUGACACAGCUUGAACAAUUGCAAUUGUUUUAAUAUAUACUUUAAGGUUCUUUUUUCAUUAUGAUAGAAAUAAAUCGUAUAUUUGAUAGCAGUAGUGUAGCACUGCAUCCAUCAUGUUCAAAUGAUUUAUCAAAAAAUCGUUUGAAGCUGAGAACAGCUAACUAUUAUAAUAUUGAAAGAAAUAUUUCAAGAAAGCUUUGAUAUAGCUUGGAAAAUUGUAUUGUUUGCGUAUACUUUUAUUGCUAUUUUAAUUCUUUUUAGCUCACCUGGCCAACUAGGUCAAAUGAGCUUUUCUCAUCACUUGGCUUUCGUCGUCCGUCGUCCACCGUCCAUUAACUUGUACAAAAAUCUCCAACUCUUAAACUACUAGGCCAAAUUUAACCAAACCUGACCAUAACCACCACUUGGGUAUCUAUUUUUAAAAUAUGUCCUAUAACUUAGCCUGCCAACCAACAUGGCUGCCAUGGACAAAAAUAGAACAUAGAGGUAACAUGCAGUUUUUAACUUGUAUCUCUGAAACUAAUGAAAUUAGAGCAAAUCUAAAGUUCAGAAACAUGAUUGUUCAUCAGGUUUAGGUGUCAUACCACCAAUUACUUCCUCAAAUUUAGAACGUAUGUGACAGUAGGCCUACUCGGACAAAAAAUAGUGCAUUUGAUGUCAUUUUUUACUUAAACUAACCAACAAAUUGGCAGAAAUGAAACUUUUGAUGAAAGAGAAAUAUAUUAAGACCAUUUUGAGCUAAAAUUUACUUGUUUAUGAGUUUGCAUUCAAAAUUGAGGAUAAAUGCACUCCAUAGUAUACUAAUUUAAGAUUUCCAGAAAACCAGGGGUUAUUUUUAGUGGUACCUCUAUUCGGAACACCUUUUCUUUUUUUAUAUGAUUUUAAACACCUGUUGAAAAUUGGCAUGUAGAUAGCUGAUACAUGUAGGAUUCAGGAUAUACCUGGUUUCUAUGAAGUUAAACUUAAGGUAAAAUAUUUAGAAAGCUGUGAAAAUUGUAAAAUUUGGUUGAACAGAUAGGGACUUUUAAUUGGUGGUAUGACACCUUUAGAUCUAUCUGCCCUUACUUAAACUUUCAGACGAAUCAGACAACCUGUUGUUGUGUUGUUACCUCUGAAUUCGAUAAAAGAAAUUUUGCAGUUUUGUUUUUAUUAUCUUAAUUAUCACAUGUAUCAUUAAAAAUAAAGAUAAGACAUAGGGGUUUACUUUAGGAGUCUAAGGGAAAUUGUAAAAGAAAACUCAACUCCAAGUGGAUACAACUUAAAAACUAAUAUAGAUAAUGAUAAAGGGUCUUAAGUAAUUAGUGUAAAACUAAAUUAGGAUAACCUGCUUUUAAUUCAACUACUAGGCUAAAUUUAACCAAACGUGACCGCAAUUAUUAUUACUAUUUAUUAUGAUUUUAUCCUUAUUUUACAAAAAUACGGUAGAUACAGGUGAGAGACACAGACUCUUGAGAGCCUCUAGUUUUAUUUUUCUGUUAUAUAAAAUAUUGUACAGCGCUUCAUUAUUUAAAAUCAAAGAAUUGACAGAAGAUCACAAAUUAAAUUGAUGAUGCCAACAGUAAAAAAAAAAAGAAAGACGGG
Mytilus trossulus (common blue mussel) is the source of this 5407-nucleotide messenger RNA. RefSeq lists its product as uncharacterized. The record is from RefSeq and is a predicted model, not a curated record. Lineage: Eukaryota; Metazoa; Mollusca; Bivalvia; Mytilida; Mytilidae. Gene Ontology annotation, biological process: multicellular organism development; cell surface receptor protein tyrosine kinase signaling pathway; protein phosphorylation. Bases 65 to 3766 code for a protein of 1233 amino acids. The transcript is spliced from 22 exons. Gene Ontology annotation, molecular function: transmembrane receptor protein tyrosine kinase activity; ATP binding; protein binding. Gene Ontology annotation, cellular component: signaling receptor complex; plasma membrane.